This is a messenger RNA of Sparassis crispa, 378 nucleotides long. RefSeq names its product Cyclin-dependent kinases regulatory subunit. Gene Ontology annotation, biological process: regulation of mitotic cell cycle. Gene Ontology annotation, cellular component: cyclin-dependent protein kinase holoenzyme complex; SCF ubiquitin ligase complex. The coding region runs from base 1 to 378 and encodes 125 amino acids. The transcript is spliced from 3 exons. Gene Ontology annotation, molecular function: histone binding; ubiquitin binding; protein kinase binding. Lineage: Eukaryota; Fungi; Basidiomycota; Agaricomycetes; Polyporales; Sparassidaceae. The record is from RefSeq and is a predicted model, not a curated record.
AUGGCCACCAAACAAAGCCAGGAAGCAGCCAGCGCAGAGGCAGCGAGGAAACUGGAGGAAUACAUUGAGAAGAUCCACUACUCUGACCGCUACUCCGAUGACGAGUACGAAUAUCGUCACGUUAUCCUCCCGAAGCCGCUCUUCAAGAUGAUACCCAAACAACUCUUCAAUCCCGAUAAGAGCGGCACCCUCCGGCUGCUAACGGAGCAGGAGUGGCGGGGCAUCGGCAUCACACAGAGUAUAGGUUGGGAGCAUUAUGAAGUACAUGCACCAGAGCCUCAUGUUCUUCUCUUCCGUCGCGCCAAGAACUUUGUUGCUCCCCAGCAGCCCGCACAACAACAGGUGGUAAAUGGGAAAGGGAAAGCAAGGAGGAAGUAG